Messenger RNA from Lagopus muta (rock ptarmigan), 1793 nucleotides. RefSeq names its product folylpolyglutamate synthase (gene FPGS). The coding region runs from base 27 to 1793 and encodes 588 amino acids. Gene Ontology annotation, cellular component: mitochondrion; cytosol; cytoplasm. The record is from RefSeq and is a predicted model, not a curated record. Lineage: Eukaryota; Metazoa; Chordata; Aves; Galliformes; Phasianidae. The transcript is spliced from 15 exons. Gene Ontology annotation, biological process: tetrahydrofolylpolyglutamate biosynthetic process. Gene Ontology annotation, molecular function: tetrahydrofolylpolyglutamate synthase activity; ATP binding.
CGGGCGGCGCGGGGCGGCGCGGAGCGAUGGUGGCGCGGGGGCUGCGCGCGCUGCGCGGGGCGCUGCGGGGAGCGGCGGGGAGCGGCGGGAGGCGGCUCAGCACGCGGCCUGCCCGCGUCCCUGCGGCGGACUAUCAGGAUGCCAUCCGCACGUUGAACACGCUGCAGACAAAUGCCAGUUACCUGGAGCAGGUGAAGCGGGAACGCGGAGACCCCCGGGCCCAGCUGGAGGCCAUGCGGGGCUUUUUGGAGAGGAGCGGGCUGCAGGUCGAGGACCUGGAUCGCCUGAACAUCAUCCACGUCACGGGGACGAAGGGCAAGGGCUCAGCCUGUGCCUUCACCGAGCGCAUCCUGCGUGGCUAUGGGCUGCGGACUGGCUUCUACAGCUCCCCCCACUUGGUGCAGGUGCGCGAGCGGAUCCGUAUCAAUGGGCAGCCGCUGAGCAAGGAGCUGUUCAGCAAGUACUUCUGGCUGGUGUACCGCCGGCUGUGGGACACUAAGGACGAGGCGCAGGCCAACAUGCCGGCGUAUUUCCGCUUCCUCACCAUCAUGGCCUUCCAUGUCUUCCUGCAGGAGAAGGUGGACCUGGCGGUGGUGGAGGUGGGCAUCGGUGGUGCCUUCGACUGCACCAACAUCAUCAGGACACCAGUGGUGUGCGGCGUCUCCUCGUUGGGCAUCGACCACACCAGCAUCCUGGGGGACACUGUGGAGAAAAUCGCUUGGCAGAAAGGUGGCAUUUUUAAGCCUGGUGUGCCAGCGUUCACAGUGCAGCAGCCCGAGCAACCGCUGGAAGUGCUCCGGGACCGAGCGCGGGAGUGUGGGUGCCCGCUGUACCUCUGCCCUGAACUGGAUGCCUUUGAGGCGGGGACGCGGGUGCUGGAGCUGGGGCUGGCGGGGAGCCACCAGCGCUCCAAUGCUGCUCUGGCUCUGCAGCUCUCACGGACGUGGCUGCAGCGGCGCGGUUAUGAGGCAGGUACCGAUGUGCUGCAGGACGUGCUGCCCGGAGCAGAGCUGUCGGCACAGCGCUCGGUGCCACUGGCACCCACGUUUUGCCCCAGUGAUGCCAUGAUCCAAGGACUGCGGGACACAGAGUGGCUGGGCCGUACCCAGGUGCUGCCGCACGGCCCUGUGACGUGGUACAUCGAUGGGGCUCACACCACCAGCAGCAUCCAAGCCUGCGUACGCUGGUUUCGCCAGGCAGCCCUCAAUGAGGACAAACCCCAGGAUGGCUCUGAGGUGCGGGUGCUGCUCUUCAAUGCUACGGGGGACCGGGACACAGCUGCACUACUGAAGCUACUGCUGCCCUGCCACUUUGACUACGCCGUUUUCUGCCCCAACUUCACAGAGGUGUCAGUGGCUACUAGUGCAGACCAACAAAACUUCAACGUGACACUGGAGAAUGCCCUCACACGCUGUGUGGAGAACCAGAAGACGUGGACGCGGCUGAUGGAGGAGAAGGGGGGCCCCUGGCUGCCAGCCCCCCUGGAGGUGGGGGGGCUGCUGCAACCGGACCCCCUGCGUGAAGCCCUGCUCCUGGUGCCCCCGGCCGAGCGGCCGCUCAAUUCCACCUCCCUCGUCUUCCCCUGCAUCUCCCACGCGCUGCAGUGGAUCGCGCAGGGCCGGGAUCCCCACCUGCCCAUCCCUGCCUCCAAGGUGGGGGCUCACCCGCACCCUGUGGCCACCAGCGGGGCCGUUCUGCUGCAGGAGGCGGCCACCAUCCGCGUCCUUGUCACUGGCAGCUUGCACCUGGUUGGGGGGGUCCUCAAGCUGCUGGACCCCAUGCUGUCCCAGUAG